This is a messenger RNA of Micropterus dolomieu (smallmouth bass), 1782 nucleotides long. Its product is annotated as UDP-glucuronosyltransferase 2A2-like. The record is from RefSeq and is a predicted model, not a curated record. Gene Ontology annotation, molecular function: UDP-glycosyltransferase activity. Lineage: Eukaryota; Metazoa; Chordata; Actinopteri; Centrarchiformes; Centrarchidae. Bases 84 to 1682 code for a protein of 532 amino acids. The transcript is spliced from 6 exons.
GUUUAGUUAAUUAUUAUUUCUCUAGGAGCACCUUUUAAAAAGGAUCAGGAGACAGCAGACUUUCACAGUGACAAACAGGCACCAUGAAGCUGGGACGGCGUCUCUUUGUUUGUGUCCUACUGGUACUUUCUGUGACAUGGAGCACAAAUGCAGGGAACAUUUUGGUGUGGUACACUGAAGGCAGCCACUGGAUUAACAUGAAGCCUGUGCUGGAGACGCUGAUCGACAGGGGACACCAGGUGACGGUUCUGGUCCCGAGCGCAUCAGUCUUUAUGAACACUAGUGAGCCUUCCCGCUUUCGCUACAAACCCUUCAACGUCUCCGUCUCUAUGGAGGUCAUAAAGGAGUUCAUGGAAGAGUCCAUUCACUUCUCCAUGUACGAGAUUGAUCAUAUGAGCUACUUGCAGAUUUACAUCAGAUUCAUCAGUCUGAUGAAGUUCAGUGUGCAGUAUUCUUUGAAGUAUUUGGACGGCGUGCUGAAAUCAGAAACUAUCAUGAAGAAGCUGAAGGAGGGAAAUUAUGAUCUUCUCCUGGCUGAUCCAGCCUACGGUGGCAGUGACUUAGUAGCAGAGAUUUUGGGCAUCCCCCUGGUCUUCUCCCUGCGCUUUUCUCUAGCCCAUAACCGGGAGAGACAGUGUGGUCAGCUACCAGCUCCACCUUCCUUUGUCCCCGGCGCAAUGAGCAAACUGACUGACAAGAUGGACUUCUCCGAGAGAGUGUGGAACUUCCUCUUCUACGCACUGCAGGAUAUCGUGCUGGAUACAUUUUUUUGGAAAGAACUAGAUAAAUAUUACUCUGAAGUCAAAGGAACACCCACCAGUGCCUGUGAAGUGAUGGGUAGAGCAGACAUCUGGUUGAUGCGAACCUACUGGGAUUUUGACUUCCCUCGCCCUUUCCUUCCUAACUUCAAAUUUGUUGGUGGGAUCCACUGCAGACCUGCUAAACCUUUACCAGAGGAUAUGGAAAAGUUUGUGCAGAGUUCUGGAGACGCUGGCAUCGUGGUCUUCAGUUUGGGUUCAUUCAUCAAGAACAUAACUACAGAGAAGGGAAACAUGAUCGCCUCAGCCCUCGCUCAGAUCCCACAAAAGGUGCUGUGGAGAUACAGUGGAGAAAAACCAAAGACACUGGGUGCCAACACCAGAAUAUACGACUGGAUCCCUCAGAAUGACCUACUGGGUCACCCCAAGACCAGAGCUUUCAUCACACAUGGUGGCACAAAUGGGAUUUAUGAGGCCAUCUACCACGGUGUUCCCAUGGUGGGUAUCCCCUUGUUCGCUGACCAGCCAGACAACAUGAUCCGCAUGAAGGCUAAGGGAGCUGCAGUUACUGUAGACUUGAACUUCAUGAAGACCGAGGACCUUCGAGAUGCAGUCAAUGCUGUCAUCAACGAGAAAUCGUACAAGGAGAACGUCAUGCGGCUGUCCAGUAUCCACCAUGACAGACCAAUGAGUCCUCUGGAUGAGGCGGUGUUCUGGAUCGAGUUCACCAUGAGAAACAAAGGGGCCAAGCACCUGAGGGUUCAGGCCCACGAGCUCACCUGGUACGAGUAUCACAGCCUGGAUGUUGUGGCCUUCCUCCUUGCUAUCAUACUGUUCUUGAUAUUCAUCUUCAUUAAGACCUGCAGUUUCUGCUUCAGGAGGUGCUGUGGCAGAAAGGGAAAGACAAAGACAAAGGCUGAGUAACUGAUGGAACUGAAAUUUGAUAAACAGAUGGGUGAAAAAACAGCAGUUCACCGGUUGUCCUGCUGGUCUAAAGCAGAUAAUGUAACCACAAAUCUCUGGA